AAUCACAAUGUGUUCCUCAAGUUUCAAUUUUUCCAAAUUACAAACUACCGUUAUCUGAAACAUCUCUCUCUUUUUCUCUACGUGUUCUGCAACUUGAACAACUUGAAUCCACACACCAAGGUUGUAUUGUAACUAGCCAUGUCUUCUUCCUACGGUGGAUACGGACAUCAAUCUCAGUAUGCUCCAUCUGCGCCUCAACAACCUCCAUAUUCUAGUUACUAUCAGACUUCUACUUCCAAUGUUCCUCCGCCUUCAAAUUCUUCCUCCAGUUACAAUUAUGCCAACGUUUCUUCAUCUGGGUCUUCAAGUUUUCCACCAGGGACACCCCAGGAUGUGAUUACCAGCUUUCAGAUGGUGGACAGGGAUCGGAGUGGCUUCAUCGAUGAGCGGGAACUGCAACAAGCUCUCUCUUCUGGAUUUCACCGUUUUAAUCUCAGCACCAUUCGUCUCCUUAUGUUCCUCUUCAAGAAUCCACACCAACCCCUCGCAGUUGGACCAAAGGAAUUUGCAGCACUCUGGAGUUGCCUUGGUCAAUGGCGAGGAAUAUUCGAGAGAUAUGAUAAAGACAGGAGUGGGAAAAUUGAUCCAUUAGAACUAAGAGAUGCUCUGUAUGGUAUUGGUUAUGCUGUACCUGGUUCAGUUCUGCAACUUCUGCUUUCCAAGUAUGGUGAUGGAAGUGGAAGAAGGGUUGAGCUUUGUUUUGACAGUUUUGUCGAGUGUGGGAUGAUUAUUAAGGGUCUCACUGAUAAAUUCAAGGAGAAGGACACACGUUAUACUGGUUCUGCUACACUUUCAUACGAUGCCUUCAUGACCAUGGUUCUUCCUUUCCUUGUAUCUUAUGAUUGAUAAAUCGCAGAGAUUUCCAAGUUCUUUGGUGCUUCAUUCAAUUGAUUGUUUUGUUGUGAAGAAACUUUUAAUUCGUUAUAUUCAUUUGAGUUCCGACAAUUAUACCUCAUUCAUUUACAUUUAUUGGACCAGCAAGGGGAGUUUGUGGCAAGAAAAGUUAUUAGUAGAGAGUAGGUGGUGAGUGGUGGAAAUGUGUGUAUAUAUAUAGAAGAAUGUAUGUGCUUAAACUUUUUUUUUUUUCUAUUACUUUUGAUUCUAAACAUUAUGUAAGAGUUGUACAUGACUAUGGGGUGAGAUGUGCUAUGUACCCAUACUUUGUUUGAGUAUUUAUCAAUAAGAAGAAAAUGAAAAGUGGUAAUGAAUGAAUAUUACGACAUUUUAUGAA
Molecule: messenger RNA, 1231 nt
Organism: Vigna unguiculata (cowpea)
Lineage: Eukaryota; Viridiplantae; Streptophyta; Magnoliopsida; Fabales; Fabaceae
Product: Calcium-binding EF-hand family protein
Molecular function (GO): calcium ion binding
Source: RefSeq, a predicted model, not a curated record